Messenger RNA from Meira miltonrushii, 852 nucleotides. RefSeq lists its product as uncharacterized. Gene Ontology annotation, cellular component: nucleus; cytoplasm. The transcript has a single exon. Bases 1 to 852 code for a protein of 283 amino acids. NCBI's taxonomy places the organism in Eukaryota, Fungi, Basidiomycota, Exobasidiomycetes, Exobasidiales, Brachybasidiaceae. The record is from RefSeq and is a predicted model, not a curated record.
AUGGCCGCUUCCUCCUCAACCCGUAAAUUACGCAUUUUGGCUUUGCACGGAUACACUUCAAACGCAUUCAUUUUACAAAGACGUCUAGGCGCAAUUCGAAAAGCAUGUAAAGAAAAUGCUGAAUUCAUUUUUGUAAACGGUCCAAUACGUGUCGAACCAAUCACUGAUGCUGCAGAGAGCCUAGACGCUCCUGAUCGGAUCUCCAAAGCGAACGAUCCAACGAUCCCACUGGAAGAACAACCACGAGCAUGGUGGCGAUCAAGUGAUGAAGGCGUCUAUUUGCAGUUUGACGAAACGAUUGAAUAUCUCAAUAAAGAAAUCGCUCAACAUGGUCCUUUUGAUGGCGUGUUUGGUUUCUCCCAAGGCGCUUGUUUUGCCGCUUUGAUCGCUUCGGCAUUCGAAGAUCCUUCCCGGUAUCCCAAAUUCAAGCUGCCCAAAGAGCAAGGACCAUUAAGAUUCUGCGUCGCAGUAUCCGGUUUCCGAUCAAGGGAUCCAAACAUGCAAACUUUGUUCCCGGAAGAUGGCAUUCAAACACCUAUCUUGCACAUCCUAGGAAAAGCAGAUCAAAUCGUAGAUGAAGACCGAGCACAAACUCUCGUUCAAGCAGCCGCAAAUUCUCGCGUUGAACAUCAUGAAAGUGGACAUGUGAUUCCUUCACAAGCGCCUUGGAGGAACUUCUUACGGGAUUUCUUUGCAAGCUUUGUACGGGAAGGCGAACCUGCCGAUGCAUGGAGAACAGUCAUCGGACCAAACUCAAGACCAAAAGGAGAGCAUUCUGAACCCAAUUCCGGCACAGUCACACCUCGUCCAGAGAGUGAGAGAACGGGAACAGCUGACAAAUCCAGUUUGUAA